Paramuricea clavata is the source of this 4378-nucleotide messenger RNA. The record is from the annotation of a GenBank genome assembly. NCBI's taxonomy places the organism in Eukaryota, Metazoa, Cnidaria, Anthozoa, Malacalcyonacea, Plexauridae.
CACGUCUGUAACAAGAUUACUUAAUCUUUCCAUCAAGAGCAACCAUUUCCCAAAGAUUUGGAAAUGUGCUAAGGUCACGGCCCUAUUUAAAUCAGGUGAACGUUCCAAUUCUACAAACUAUCGUCCUAUCUCGGUCUUGCCUACUCUAAGUAAGAUCUUAGAGAGAACCGUUCACUCGCAAUUGUAUAGCCACCUAACUACUAACAACUUGCUCACAAGCAAGCAGUUUGGAUUUCGACAAAGGUACUCAACCAUCACUGCCCUGACCAACUUUGCGGAUGAAACCCUGAGUAACAUGGAAUGUGGAAGGCUUUGUGAAGCUGUAUUUCUAGAUUUGUCGAAGGCAUUCGAUACAGUGGACCACAGCAUCUUACUCCACAAACUUAAAGCGAUGGGUGUGUCAUCUAGCACCGUAGGUUGGUUUGAGUCCUACCUGAGCAACCGGAUGCAACAAACGUCUUGUGGAAGUGAAUUGUCAGACGCUCUUCCUGUCACUUUUGGAGUACCCAAGGGGAGCAUUUUGGGCCCACUUCUCUUUCUCGUGUACAUAAACGAUCUGCCCAGUAUUACCAAUAAAUGCAAUGUUUCCUUGUAUGCCGACAACACAGUCUUGUAUUGCUACGCCUCAGAUGUCAAUGAUCUUGAAAAAAAUCUUAGUGAAGAUUUACUCAAGUUAGCGAUUUGGUUAAAUGAGAAUAAGCUGACACUGAAUUUAAAUACUCGAUCAAUGAUUAUAGGCAGUGAUAGGAAGUUAUGUAAUGUAUCUUCGAUAUCUGUCUCUGUCAACAAUACUGAAGUCUCCAACGCCAGCAAUUUCAAGUACUUAGGAGUCACCAUCACAGCCAACUUCACCUGGUCAGAACAUAUAGAUCGCAUUUUCGCUAAAGUCAAUCAACGCCUAGGUCUACUUCGUAGGAUUAAACACCUGCUACCAUUUAAUGCACGAAUCCUUUUUUAUAACAGUCUCGUACUCCUAAUCUUUGACUACGCGGAUGUUAUAUGGGAAGACAAAAAUAAUACAGUGCUAAUGAACAAUCUUCAGAUACUCCAGAACAAAGCCGCCAAGAUUGUUUUAGAUAGACCAUAUUUUUCAUCGGCAACAGACGCGUUAAACAUCUUAGGCUGGACCACUCUUGAACAACGCAGAUUGUAUCAUAGAUGUUUAUUUGUUUUUAAGUGUCUAAAUAAUCAUACUUCACAUGGAUUUGAACUUCUAGCGAACAGAGAAAUACACAACUACAAUACGCGAUCUAAGGACAAUUUAAGUCCACCUAAAGUGUCAAGGAAUUGGGGAAAGCAAAGACUCACUUAUCAGGCCAUAACAGACUGGAACAACUUGGACAGAAAGAUAAAACUAUCUACUAGUAUUUCUACAUUUAAGAGAAACUUUUUUAGCAAUCUUUGAACUUUCCCUCGUAUAAUUUUUUAAUAAUUUUCAUAGUUAUGUAGUAUAUGCAUGUCUUCCUUGUAUAAUAGUUUAUUUAGUUCAGGAUCUUUCUGAAAAUCACUUUGUGAGAAAGCUUCCUGAAAUUAAAUAUUAAUUAAAAAAAAAACCCAAAAAAACGACAAAGGCACUGUCAGCCAUUUUUGCUCAUGAAACACGAAGCGCGGAAAAAAUGUUUCGACUUGCAUCUUUUUUCCUAGGUGAAAAAGUUUGCCUAAAAUUUUGCACAGUUGUUGUUUAAAGUUAUUUAAAAUUGAUUUUUCUUAAAAAGAAGACCAGCUUUUUUGUUAAAACAUGAUUUUUUCACCUAGUUUUGACCUGGUCUCACAUGAAACGACGAAGGUACUGUCAGCCAUUUUUACUCAUGAAACAAGAAGCGCGGAAAGAAAUGUUUCGACAUGAUUUUUUUCCUAGGUGAAAAACUUUGCCUAAAAUUUUGUACAGUUAUUAAUAAAGCUAUUGAAAAUCGAUUUUUAUUAUAAAGAAGACCGACUUUUUUUUGUUAAAAUUAAACACAGCUUUUCGGCUUGGUUGUGCCAUGGUCUCACUCGAAAGGACAAGGUCAAUGUAAACAUGUUUGGCCAUGAAACUCAAACCGCGGAAAAAAUGUUUUUAUUUAUAUUUUUUUUCCGGGUGAAAAACUUUGCUUAAAAAUUUGCACAGUUGUUAUUAAAGUUAUUUAAAAUCGAUUUUUCUUAAAAAGAAGACCGGCUUUUUUGUUAAAACAUGAUUUUUACCGGCACUGUCAGCGAUUUUUACUAAUGAAACACGAAGCGCGGAAAAAAAUGUUUCGACUUGUAUCUUUCUCAGUUCUCUAUGACGUUAUUAAUAAAAGAUAGUCCCAAGCUAUAGACUCGCAGGAAAAACCGUAUCUUUAGAAAAAAUAUCCGUUUCAAGCACUUUAUAUCUUUAAAACUGUACUGACCUUUUCGGCUGUUCUAGACAAACCACAUUUUCUUUAAUACAAUUUUCUCUCUUGACUGUAGCAUAAACUUUAAGUAUACAUAAACUUCUCAUUCCAUAUAGUUCAUCCCAGAGGUAAAUCGUUUUGGUGUUCAUUUGCAAAUGAGUUUCAACUAGCCCAUGUUUCUUAUUUUAACUCUUGGCGUGUCUUUCUUUUCAAAUGUUGAUAUUCGAAUGAGAAUUUCCCAUAUUCGCAAACCUACGGGGGGUCCGCGCAUCACACAUAGAACAGGGGCGUCGUUGCCGUUUCCACGCCCGUAGUUUAUAGCGCCCUGGCCCAAACAUUCCAUAUUGAUGACGUCAAUGCACUCUGGAUCUGGGCGUCGCCUCCAAUUGGCUAGCUAGUUUAUAAUUAUUGCGUAAAUUACUAGAGAACAAGAAGUGACAUUUCAACAAAUUGCACGUCACAAGCACUUCAGGUGUAGGAAAUUUUGCUUCUUUUAAAUACAUGUUCCUAUAGUGUUUCCAAUUAUAAGCUAUGGCAACAUUUUAAAAAGAGCAUGCUGUCACACUCCAUUAUCACACUCCUUGGGUGUCAUUUACGGCUUGAAAUUGUUGCCUCUUUUGUAAAAGCAACAAUUUCUACCUCACCACAAACUUCACAAACUUUUUAUCAGCAACACAGUUAAAGUCAGCUAUAGUUGCAUGAACAAUGUGAGAUCCAUCAUUACUCAACACAAUGCGCGCAUAAGUAGGAAAAACCUGCCACAUAACGAGGACACAGACAAUUAUAAUCGUAGGAAGGCAUGCAAGACUAAGGACAUAGUAUACAAGGCAACUGUCACAACAAGCAACACAAACAGCAUGAAACACUACAUUUGCAUGACAUCAACCACCUUUAAAGAGCGAUACCGAAACCACAACAGGUCUUUCAAUCACAAAAAAGUACUCAAACGAUACAGAACUUUCGAAAUAUAUUUGGAAAUUAAAAGAAAACAAACAAGAUUUCGACAUAACCUGGUAAAUACUAACGCGCAGUUUCUUAUACGAGAGGAUCAAAACGAUGUAAUUUGUGUUUAGAGGAAAAACUCUGUAUUUUGAAGGAAGAAAACAAACAAUUUUUACUUUACAAAAAAUUGGAAAUAGUUUCGACAUGUAAUCAUAAAAGGAAAUUCCUAGUAAACAUGAAUGAUAAUAAUGGAAGGAAUACAUGUAUUGUUUCACGCCCACGUUUCCGACCGUAAACAUUUGAGCAGCCCACAUUUCGACUGAAUUUGGCAGAUACUAUGGUUAUACAUUCAACCCUGAAACGAAUAACUUUUCCACCCAGCUGUACAUAAAACCUAUCCACAACAAUGGCAUCGUUCCAUGGGAAAGUCACGGAUCCUUCGCAACCAAACGAGCUAAAGAACUCGUUAAUUGUGCGAUAGAUGCUAUGUUAAUUGUUAGACAGAUGAUGGAGAGAAAACUAGAAUUCCAACAGGAGAGCCGCUGGGGAUUAUUGGACUUAGAGAAGGGGUAUGACAAAAUUAAGAGAGGAAUGAUCCCACCAGCCCUGCGAUGGUACCACGUUCCAGAGAAUCUGAUAAACAUGGUGAUGACGUUGUACAGAACACCAGGUAUAUAAGUGGGAACAAGUUUUGAUUAAACUAAGGCAUUUGAAGUGAAAGUAGACCUAAAUGAGGAUUCAGCCCGCAGUCCACUGCUGUUCAUAACACUGAUGGACUGCAUCAGUAAGCAGUGCCCGAUGGAGAGAGGGCAGACGGUGAUUUAUGCUGAUGACAUCGCUUUGGAGGCCAAAAAGACAGAGGAAUUACAACAAGCAGUAGAGAUGUGGACAACAAACUGGCAGUACAGGGUAUGAGUAUGAGCAAGAAGAAAACGGAAGUACUAGAAGUCUCAAGAGGACAACCAGUGCCAAGGCUGGAGAAUAUAGUGGGUGGACAGCAACUGAGACAAACAACCGGUAUCUAGAAAGCUGGCAACACGAGAAUGGAGAUUUGGACAGAGAGAUACAGACAAGAUUGCAGG